AUGAUUUUACACAGUAGGAAGAGAAAAAACUAUGAAAAGGCUGAAAACAGAAAAGAAAAAACAAUUGAUAAAGAGAUUAUUUAUGAACAAAUUUUUUCUACUCCAAAAAAAAAUAAACCAAGAUGUUUAGUGGCAGCUGAUAAUAAAAAUAAUUUAUUAAAUUAUUUUACGUCCAUUUUAAAUUUUGAAAAUGAUGAGAAAGAAUUUAAAAAAAAGUGGUAUAUUCAUUUAUAUAAAAUAUGUUUAUAUAAUGAGAGAUUAUAUGUAAAUAAUAACAAAGAUAAAAAUUCAGAUAAAGAAUCUUCAGAUUAUAAUAUAGAAGAGGUUUUAACUAAGCUGCAAUAUUUAAUAGAAAGGAAACUAGACUGCGAGAACUUAUAUUAUCAAAAAAUAUUAAUAACUAUCUGCUUAUUAUUUGACUAUUUUCAAAAUAAAAAAAAUACGAAUAUAAAAAAACUUAAAAGCUUAGAAGAAAAUGAAGAAAAAAGAAAGAUAGAAAGUUGUUAUGACAUGACGUCAAAACAGAACAAAGAAUCCAAAAAAAGAUCAUUAACAUCAGCUGUUUAUUCUAACAAUAUUGAUGAUGAUGAUGAAACACAUAAAGAAGAAAUAGAAAACGUUAAAAAUAAAGAAGAAAUUAAAAAAGAAAAGGAAGAUUUGAAUUUUCAUAAAAAUUAUUAUAUAAUAGAAUUUAAAAAUAUAUUAUAUAAUGAAAAGAAAAAAUUUAAUAAUUUAGAAAUUUUCUAUCAUAUAACCAAUUUUAUUAUACAUAAAUAUUGGUAUUCGCAGGAAUAUUCUCAUUAUAAUAUUUUCAUUUGGUUUCUAAAUUAUAUGAACAGUAAAUUAGACGUUAAAAAAGCAAUAAGUAAGAUAAACGAACAUUUAGAAGUUUUUAUUAAUUUGCAUCCCAAAGUUUUUAAUAUUUCUCAUGCUAAAAAAAAAAGAAAAAAAAAUGUCCAGUAUCAUAAUACUAGUAGUAGUCAUUAUUUUGAAAAUGGUGUUUUAGAUUAUCCAUUUGUUAAAAAUAGAUUUAAGCAAACAGGAGGAGGAUUUUCUGAUUUAGCUGAUUUAGAGAAAAAAAAUAAGCAAAAUAUUGAAAAUUUGAAUAAAAUAAAUAAUUUUAGUAAUUUUCAGAGUUCUACUAAUUCCUUUUUUAAUAAUACUAUGACAAAUAUGAAAAAUGCUAAUAAUUCCUCAUUAAAUAAUUUUAAUUCUUCAUUUAAAGGAUUUGAUCAGAACAAUAAUAUAUUUAAUAAUAAAAAUACAGAAAAUAGUUUAUUUAAAAAAAAUAUUAAUUCUAGUUCUUUAUUUGGAAAUACAUUAAAUAAUAAUCAGUCAAAUAAUAACUUAAUACCAAAUUAUAGAGCAGGGUUUUCUAAUGAUUUAAAUGCACAAAAUAUGAACAAUUUUAACUUAUCAAUGAACAAGACAAAUAAUGUUUCUCCAGCAAAUAUUUUUAAUGUUAAGAAUAACUUAAAUAAUAAUUUAGAGAAUAGUGCUAAUUCUAACCUUAAUUUAUUAGACAAUUCACAGAAUAAAAAUGUAAGCAUUUUCGGGUUGAAAAAUAACACUAGUUUAAAUAUAUCAAAUGUAAAUGCAUCUAAUAAUAAUUUUUUUGGCUUUAAUAAAACUGGUUUUAAUACGUUAUUUGGAAAUGCUAGUAACAAUGAUAAAAAUAUUUACUCUCUUAAUAAUAGUCAGAAAAAUAGUAUUUUUGAAAAUAAGCAAAUAAACAGUUUAGAUAAAAAUAAAGAUUUAUUAAAUGCUUCUCAAUCAAAUACUACUACUUCAAUUUUUAGUCCAAAAAAUAAAGAGGAAACACCUUUUUCAUUAUUAUCAGGAAAUAGAAUAAAUAGUAAUAUGAAUAAUUCUAGCAUUUCAUUAAAUUCCAAAUCAAUUUUUGAUAAUAAUGUGAAUACUUCAAAACCAAAUAUUUUUUCAAAUAGCAAAACAGAUGAUUCAAUUUUUAGCAAAAACAGUUCAGGUCAUGUAAAUAUUUUUGGGAAUCAAAUGAAUGGAAUGCAACAAAGUCCAUUUAGUAAAUCAACAAGCAAUUAUAAUAAUAAUAAUAUAUUAAAUACAAAUAACAAUAAUUUAUCGAAUAAUUUAAAUAAUAAUAUGAGCAAUAAUUUAUCUCAAGUUAAUUCAACAACUCAAUCUUUUAACCCUCUAAACAAAGCACAAAAUGAAAACCAACUUGCUACCCUUUUUAAUAAUGAAAAUGGUUCAAAAGAAUUAUUUAAAGACUUAAAGUUUUCUAAUGAUAAUGGACCAAAAUUUAGCGUUAAUAAAAAACCUUUAUUUUCUAGAAGAACAAAAAAUACUCUUUUAUCUUCUAAUACUCUAAAUCAAGAGAAUAAUAUAUUUAGUUCUUCAUAUAUAAGUAAAGAUAAUUUAUUAAAUAGUCAAGAUAAACCACUUAAAGUAAUAUUCGGACAAAAUAAUAAUAAUAAUAAUAACAUAUCUUCUACAAAUAAUACUAUAUUCAGUACACCAUCAAAUAAUAAUAUAUCUGGUAAUACAAAUAAAAAUAUAUUUAAUCAAAAUUGUAAUAUGUUAAAAAGUACAAAUCAAAGUAUUUUUGGUACAAUAACAAAUAAUAGUAGCAAUAACAAUAAUAGUCAUUUUGGAAAUAAUAUUUUUUUUAAUGGAAAUGACAUUAAUAAAGGUGAAAUUAAUAAAUCACAAAAUUUAAGUAUUCCUGUAAAAAAAUUAACAUUAGAAGAAAGAAAAAAAAAAACAAUUAAAAAUAAUAUGCUAUCAUUAUUUUCAAAUAACAAUAAUUCAAAUGAUUCCCAUAAUGUAGAUUCAUCAUUGGCAACCACUUCAAAAAAUAUUAUAAGUGCAAAUAACACUAAUAGCUCAUCUCUUUUUAAUUUUAAUCCAUCGAAUAAUAAUACUAUGACUUUAUUCAAUUUAAAUAAAAAUGACAAUUUUAAUACAAAUAAUAAACAACAAAAUACAAAUGAUAGCAAAAUAAUAUUUGGAUCUAACAAUAAUUUGUUAGGAUGCCAAAAGAACAAAAAUAAUGAUAACGAAAAAAAUAUAUUAUCUAACAAUUCUGAAAAUAAUAAUAUAAAAAACAAUUUAUUUCUUGGUAAAACAUUUAAAGAAGAAACAGAGAAAGAAAAAAUUAAAGAGAAAGAAAAAGAUAAUAAUUGUGAACUUAAAACAAAGAAUAUAUUUGGAUUUGUUGAAAAAGAUCAAAAAAAAAGUAAUACAAGAAUAGAUACAAAAACUCUCUUAAUGAAUAUAGAUAAAGAUUCUCCUAAUUAUAAACUCAAAAACAACAAAUUAGAACAAAAUGGUGAUUCAUUAUCAAAAGAUGAUAAAAAUACUUUUAAAGGAUUUAAUAAUAUACAUCAGAAUGACUCUGAAACAAAUGUUAAAAAGAUAAAAGAUGAUGAAAAAGAUAAAAGUAAAACAUCAAUUUUUGGUCUUAAUAAUAAAGAGGAAGAAAAAAAUAAAACAUCAAUUUUUGGUAUUAAUAAUAAAGAGGAAGAAAAAAAUAAAACAUCAAUUUUUGGUCUUAAUAAAGAAGAAAAAGAAAAGGAUAAUAAAACAUCAAUUUUUGGUUUUAAUAAUAAAGAGGAAGAAAAAAAUAAAACAUCAAUUUUUGGUCUUAAUAAUAAAGAGGAAGAGAAAAAUAAAACAUCAAUUUUUGGUCUUAAUAAAGAAGAAAAAGAAAAGGAUAAUAAAACAUCAAUUUUUGGUUUUAAUAAUAAAGAGGAAGAGAAAAAUAAAACAUCAAUUUUUGGUGUUAAUAAUAAAGAGGAAGAGAAAAAUAAAACAUCAAUUUUUGGUGUUAAUAAUAAAGAGGAAGAAAAAAAUAAAACAUCAAUUUUUGGUCUUAAUAAUAAUAAAGAAGAAAAGGAUAAUAAAACAUCAAUUUUUGGUCUUAAUAAAGAAGAAAAAGAAAAGGAUAAUAAAACAUCAAUUUUUGGUUUUAAUAAAGAAGAAAAAGAAAAGGAUAAUAAAACAUCAAUUUUUGGUCUUAAUAACAAAGAGGAAGAAAAAAAUAAAACAUCAAUUUUUGGUCUUAAUAAAGAAGAAAAAGAAAAUUAUAUUUCUAAAUCUGAUGAAAGUUUAUUUGCAAUGAAUAACAAUAAUAAUGUUACUUUAAAUAUGAAAGACUUAGAUGAAAAUAAGACAAGAGAUAAUAUAAAUUAUGAUGAUGUAAAAAAUAGAAAACGAAGGAGAAAUUUUGAUAUUGAUGAAGUGGAUAAUGCCUUUAUUAAUGAUGAAAAGAAAGACAAAAUUGUUAACUCAGAAACAAUAUUAUUUGACAAAGAAUCAAAAUUAAAUGAAAAAAGUGAUUUAAAAGAAUUAAAUACAAAAAAUUUAAAUGAUAAUAAUAUUCAAUCUAAUGAUAAAAAUAUGAAUAACGAUGAAAAUAUAUUUUUUAAAAAAAGUAGAAUUGGUAAUGCAUUAAAUGAUGCUAAAAAUAUAUUAAACACAUUAAAAUUUAACAGUUUAUCUAGUAAUGAUAUAAAUAAUGACACUUUUAGCGAAAAUAAAAAAAAUGAGUUAAUGAAUGAAAAAAGCUUAACAACUAAGGAUACUAAUUUAACUGGAAUAAAUGUUUUAAAUGCAAAUGAUGAAACACAUAAAGAUAUAUAUAAUACAAUUUUAAGUAAUGAUGAUAAAUGUUUUAAUAAUAAUAAAAUCAAUAAUCUUAAAAAUAAUGAUUUUAAUUUAAAACAAAAUCCAAUCGAAGAUUUCAAUUGCACGAAGAAAAAUGUAAAUAUAGAAAAAAUGAAGGAGAGUUCUAUUAAUAAUAACUUAAAUUUAAAAAAUCUAGAAAGUAACAAAAUAGAAACAGAGAAAAGUACUAUGUUACAAGUGAACUGUAAUUUAAAAAAUCAUAUCAACGAAAACAUGAUAAAUAUAAAUCAAAAGGAGAAAACAUAUCAGGAAAAUGAAAUGAAUAAAAUUAGAGUUAUGAAAAGACAAAGAGAAGAUAUAUUAGAUGAUGAUGAAAAAAUACUUAUGCAUGAAUAUUUAAUACACGAAAAAAGUAGUUUGAACGAUAUAAAAAAUGCAAGAAAGGAAAAUAUUUUUACUUACAAAAAAACUAUUGAUAGAAUAGUUGAAUAUAACAAAAAAAUUUCUUUUGAUAACAUUGAAGUAGAUUUAGAUAAAGAUAUGUUAGAUAUACAAGAUUUAAAACAAAAUUUAUUAUUAUGUGCUUUGAAUUUUCAUUUGAAUUAUUGGGCAGAAAAAGUUAUUUUAUUUUAUCCACAUAAUGAAAAAAUAAACAAAUUUUGCAACAAAUUAAUUAAAAUUAAAAAUGAAUUUGAUGAAACAUAUAAUUUCACCUUAUUUGAGCAAAUACAUGAAUUAUCAAAAAAAUUAUUAAAAUCUUUAGAUAAAAAUUGUUGUAUUUAUGAAAGUGUUUUGUUUUUAUCAACAGAAAACAUAAAUGUGUUAAAAAAUGUGAAACUUUCCUUAUUUGACGCAUUUAACAUUUAUCAUUUUUGGUAUCAAAAAAAUAGUGGUGAUAUAAAAAAAAAUUUUCAGAAUUUUAUGUAUACUAAUAAAAUUUAUCCUUGUUACAUAAAUUAUUAUAUGGAUUUAUAUAAAAAUAAUAAAUCUUUUAAUUAUAAAUAUUCAGAUUUAAAGCAAAAAUUUAAUCAAGAAAAAAGUAAAAAGAGAAAAAAAAAAAAAAACACAAAAAUCAAUGUAUUCUCUUUAUAUUCAUCUCCAAGUUUUCAUAAUGAUUAUUAUACACCAUAUUCAAAUUAUAAAUCAGUUAUAACAAAUUUAAAACGUAAGAAAAAAAUAAUAGAACAAUCUAAAAAUGAUUUUUCUUAUUAUAGUAAUGUAAGUUGUGAUAUAUACAAAAAUAAUAAUAAAGAUAAAAAACGAAGAUAUGAUGGAAAUAUAGGGAAUAAAAAAGAUGAAGAUGAACUUGAAGAAAAAAAGGAAAAUGAGUAUAAGAAUAUUGAUGAACAUGAAAAUAAAGAAGAAGAAGAAGAAAAAGAAGAAGAAGAGGAAGAAGAGGAUGAAGAAGAAGAAGAAGAGGAAGAAGAGGAAGAAGAAGAAGAAGAAGAAGAGGAAGAAGAAGAAGAAGAAGAGGAAGAAGAAGAAGAAGAGGAUGAAGAUGAACAACCAAAAAAUAAAGAUAAAAAGAAAAAAACAGAUGAAGAUGAAAUUCAUUUAAAAGAAAAUAGUUUAAUAAAUGUUUUAAAUUCUAAUAGUAGUGAUAUAUCUGAUGUAUUAGAUAAUAAUUACAAAGAUGAACCAUUGAAUAUAAAUAUAAAAGAAAAGUACAUAUAUUUUGCAAAAGUGAAAAGUAGAAAAAGUAAAUUUCAAUUACCUUCUCAUAUAAAAAUAAAAAAGCUAAGUGUUUGUGAAUGUAUCCUAUUAGAACUAAUGUUAAAAAAUAAUAUUUUAAAUGUAUUAAAAAAAUAUAAAAUUUUUAAAAUGGAAAAAUAUGAGUAUUUGUAUAUUAAUUUAUUAGCAAUGUUAAAGCAUUAUAACUAUUUUACAAUGGAUAAAGUAGAAAAUGUGAAUGAUAAGAAGAAAACAAAUAAUUUUUCAAAUUUGAAUGAAACAGAUAAUAAUGUGAAAAAAAGUGUUGAUAAUUUGGAAGUAAAUUCUAUGAAUUCAAAAAAUGAGAAAAUUAAUAUUUUAAAGAAACUUUGUGAUAAAAAUUUGUUAUAUUAUUUAAAUAUUCAAUUAAAGAAUAUAUCUCACUUAAUGACUUAUAAUGAAAUUGAAAUAGCAUGUGCUUUUUUAAAUCACAUAAAAAACAAUUUAUAUGUUAUGUUUCAAAUGCCUAUAUUAUUAUUUAAUGUAUUAUUUGACAAAAUUAUACAUUCUUAUAAUGAUUAUAUUAUUUUAGAAAAAUUUUUUAAUAAUUCCUAUUUAUUUAAUGAUUUCAGAUAUGAAUAUAUUUUUAAAACAAAAAUAGCCUAUAUGCUUUUCAAAAAGUUUUAUUCCAUGAAUGACAUAGAAAAUUCGAUAAAAUUUGCUUUAUAUUUUGAACGUUACAGGGCAAAAGCACAAAAAAAUAAUAUAUAUAAUGAUUAUAUAUUUCAUAAAAAUCUAAUUAACUCAUAUAUACAAAUUCAUGAAAAUAUAAUCCCAUCAGAAUGGAUAAAUUUACAAAAAUCCAAUGGGGAAUUAAAUAAUUUAAAUGAUUCAGAAUAUUUAGAUUAUUAUUCAUUCUUUUUUAAAGACAUAUCAAAAUAUAUAAAAUUUAAUAUUAUAGAAAAAAUAAUAAGCUUUAAUAUUUUUAGUUUACACAAAGAAGAUUAUAAUACUAAAAUUAAAGCAAGUGUUAAUAAUGAAGAAAGAAAAUUUUCAUGUUAUUUUCUUUAUAUGGUUAAUAAAUCUCUUUUAGAUGAUAUAGUUAAUAUAUAUUCAUUGAAAGGAGAAUAUUUUUAUAAAAGAAUUUCAACUAGUUUGAUAAAUCAUACAUUAGUAAAAGAUUAUGAGAAAAUUCAUAACAAACACUUUCAUUUAUUUGUUCAAGUGGCAGAUAUAAAUGAUUUUAUGAAAAUACACUUUUUUGAAUACAUUAAUUUCUUUAAGAAAAAAGAACUUUAUCAUAUAGAUAAAACAAAAAAUGAGGAUCAAAUCAUGGAUAACUUAGUUAAUGUAAUAAAAGUAAAUGGUAAAAAAGUAAAUGAAGUAAUUAAUACACUAGUAGAAAUAAUAAUGAAAAUAGAAAAAAAAAUUAUAAAUGAUAUUAAUAUUUACAUAAUUAUAAAUUUGAGAAAUGUAAUCAUAGAUACUUUAUAUUUAUUUAAAUAUAUUUUCAAUAACAAAGAAUUUUCAUUAAAUAUUGUUGAAGAUUUAUAUAGAAAUUUAUUAGAAUUUAAUAAUAUUAUAUAUUCCACUUUUUCUGAUGAUUCUCAUAUUUAUCCGAAAGAACAAAUCAAAAAAUUGUUUACAUCUAUAAAGCAUAAAUUUACUAAUCAGCAUUUAAUAAAUUGA
Molecule: messenger RNA, 7944 nt
Organism: Plasmodium gallinaceum
Lineage: Eukaryota; Apicomplexa; Aconoidasida; Haemosporida; Plasmodiidae
Product: conserved Plasmodium protein, unknown function
Exons: 1
Coding region: 1-7944 (2647 amino acids)
Source: RefSeq, a predicted model, not a curated record